AUGGAUCUUAUCGAUAACGAUAUAAGGCAGUGGAGUGCCGAAGAAAUAAAGGAGCAGUUUGGGGAUAAUUUGACAUUGUUGCCUUUGAAUGAUAACAUUAAGGAAUUGCAAACGAUCUUGAGAGACAAAAAUACAUCCCGCAGUGAUUUCAAGUUCUACGCAGACCGGCUUAUUCGUCUUGUGAUUGAGGAAAGUUUAAACAAACUGCCAUUCACUGAUUGUGAAGUUAUUACUCCGACAGGAGCUCUGUAUAAAGGUCUCAAAUAUGGGGCUGGAAACUGUGGCGUGUCUAUUGUCAGAUCAGGCGAAGCUAUGGAACAGGGUCUCCGUGACUGUUGUCGGUCGAUUCGUAUCGGCAAGAUUCUGGUGGAAAGCGACACAGACACGCACGAAGCGCACGUGGUGUACGCUAAGUUUCCCGAGGAUAUAGCCAGGAGACAAGUACUACUGAUGUACCCUAUUAUGUCCACUGGGAACACAGUCAAACAGGCGGUUAAUGUUCUAACCCAACAUGGCGUUAAAGAAGAUCGCAUUAUCCUGUCCAACUUGUUCUGUACCCCGGCUGCAGCGCAGGCCGUGGUAGACUAUGUGCCCAAAAUGAAGAUACUCACCUCUGAGCUGCACCCCGUGGCCCCAAACCACUUCGGACAGAAGUACUUUGGAACUGACUGA
Molecule: messenger RNA, 672 nt
Organism: Arctia plantaginis
Lineage: Eukaryota; Metazoa; Arthropoda; Insecta; Lepidoptera; Erebidae
Source: the annotation of a GenBank genome assembly